This is a messenger RNA of Hippoglossus stenolepis (Pacific halibut), 627 nucleotides long. It is a transcript of the gene xtbd1, whose product is annotated as CDKN2A interacting protein N-terminal like. The transcript is spliced from 3 exons. The coding region runs from base 39 to 365 and encodes 108 amino acids. NCBI's taxonomy places the organism in Eukaryota, Metazoa, Chordata, Actinopteri, Pleuronectiformes, Pleuronectidae. The record is from RefSeq and is a predicted model, not a curated record.
ACAGGAAGCUUUUCUUUGUUGUUGGAAGAGAAAGCAAGAUGUCUACCCUGGACGUAGAGGAUUUUAUUCAGCAGAACCGGGCUGUGGCGGACCAGGUGGAGACGUUUCGAGGCUACUGGGAGAGCGAGAAGCACUGGCUGGUCCGGAGGGAGUUCAUCCUCCGGAACAUGAACGAGUACGACCUCGAGCAGCUGGACCAACUGCUCGCUCUGUCCAUGGUGUGGGCCAACAACGUCUUCCUCGGCUGCAGGUAUAGCACAGAGCUCCUGGAGAAAGUGAAGGAAAUGGCUGAAGGCAUCGUGGUGGAGGACGCACCAGUGUUCAAGACAAGAGAUGAAAUUAUGAAGAAGCAACAGGGUCGAUGACCAGCUCAUCAUCAUCAUCUCUUCUCAUUAUGCCAGCAGAAAUCUGAUGUCAUACAGACUGUAACACAUCGGACCACAUGUCAAUAAUGGUUUAGAUACAGAUAUUGAUGUUUGGUAUUCUCAUCAACUGCUAGUUUUACUUUUUUAUAUAUCAUACUUUUUUUUUAGUGCUGUUUUUAUAUCUAUUCAGAUGCAGAACGGCACUGGAUUUUGUCCUCGUGUCUCUCUUCUGGAACAGAAUAAAUAACUUGUUUUCUUCCUA